AAAAAAGGCAACGAGAGCCCUUCUACAGACUCUGCGAGCACAGUGGAGCUUCAGACAGAGCCUCGAAGUCUUUGACGGAUGACAGACUGUUGCGAUAAUUGGCGACGACUUGAGGAAACACGACGCCAAGCCAGGCGGCAAUAGACAAGGCACCGGUCAGAUUGGCGACGGCGGUACGGUCCAGUACCGACACGAUAGCUCCCAUUGCAUCGUCUACCGCUGCCGGAGGAGCGGCCUCGCGUGCUGAGUGCAGAAGUGGCCGGGAGAGACGAUACCAAAAUGUCGGUGCUGCUGUUGCUGAUAGUCGACUUGGCUCGUCGCGUCGCCUAUCGGCCUCCUCAAGCUAGCAUCAUCGACCAUCCCAGCGGCAGGCCAUGGAGGACCUUGUGGAGCUCUCGGCAGCCUUCCCCGAGCUCUUCGAGAACCCUUUCGACCUCGACAAGCAGCAAGGUUGGUGGUCGGCGCGCGUUACCUUUGGGAAAGGCAACAUCAGACCCCUCGCGGAGCUCUUCAGGCUGAAGUCUGUCGAUAUGCCUGAUCCUGACCAUACAUGCCUCGACAAAAGUGUCUGCAAAAAGUGCUUUGACGGCAACGAGCUCAAGGGCCUCAUCAAAAAUCUGCCCAGGCUAGCGCUUGGGUUGAUUGAGCAGAUCGUAUACCGGCUCGAGGUCCUUGCCAUUGCGUUCGAGGAGGAUCUAGCUCGGCCACUUCGCAGUCGCUGGGGGAACGAUAACCACUACUUCGAGUACCGCGACUGCUACGGCUAUGACCAGGUUGACGAGGAGAACCUUGACGAGUAUGGCUCGGAUGGCUCAUACGGCUACGACGAGGGAGAGAUCUCUGCCCGCGUACGGCUCCAAUGA
Molecule: messenger RNA, 863 nt
Organism: Mixia osmundae IAM 14324
Lineage: Eukaryota; Fungi; Basidiomycota; Mixiomycetes; Mixiales; Mixiaceae
Exons: 4
Coding region: 375-863 (162 amino acids)
Source: RefSeq, a predicted model, not a curated record